AAGUAGACCCACCCGAAUGAGACAGGUGGUUGUGCGGUCUAUUAAAGACCAAAGAUCGACCGAGCCAAGUUUACUUGCGGAUCAUACCAAUGGGAUAUUCUUUGUAUCAUUACUUCUGAAAAUAUCAGUGAGAAUUUCAUUAUGAUGCAAAAAAAGAAACGAUUUAUUGGCGUGACGGUUUUUUUUGCUGUGUCCGGCGUCGGUCUUCUUGUAGCAGCGUUCGCAACAGACAAUUGGGUGCAGGCUACUCCAUUCUGUAAUGUACUUGCCAUAACAAGUAAUCUGUCGCGACCGACAAUAGGCAAAGGAAAUAGUAGCUUUGGAUUAUUCAAUGGCGAGCAAACGUUAGAUUAUGGGAGUGGUCAGAGGAACUAUCCUCUAAACAUUGCCUGUGAUCCAAAGGAAGGAUUUUGUGCCUUCAUCUUCAUGCGCUCUGACCCUCAACAUAAGGCUUCUCCCUCAGAGAAGUUGAGUCUUCUGCUUACACAGUAUCAAAAUCGUUCGGGUUCCAGUAACUCCACUUAUGAGGCCAUACAAUAUGGAUUAUUUAGUUUUCCACUGUGGGUAGCUGUCCUUGUUAUGCUGUCCCUUGCCAUUGUCAUGGGAUUAGUGAAUAUUGGUUUCUCGGUGUUUAAUGUGUUUGGCCGUCCCAUCGAGACUAUUACAGGACCUCUUGGCCUUUACUUGUGGAAUGGUUUAUCUGUGCUUUUUACAGCUCUUGUCUUGGCAUUGUAUGGUGGACUCUACGGCACGCAAUUGUCAAAAAACUUCAUGAUGUAUGACGACUACAUUCAAGGCUGGCGAUCUGAGGGACAUAUCAUGUUAGACUUUUCCUUCUACUUAAUCUUGGGGUCAGCCGGUGCAUUUCUCAUCAACUGCCUGCUGCUGUUUCUUGGAGGACAAACCCUCUCAUGUAGCUACUCACACUCUGGUGAGAAGGAGGUUGACAAUGGCAUGAUUUUGUAUUAAGCAUAUUUAUGAAUGUUCAGUAAGUUAAUUAUUAAUUUGUGUGCAAGUGCUUUAAAAGUAUAGGUUAUAAUGCUUGACAAGGUAACAAAUGCAUUGUAGUUUAUUGUGGAAAAUUGUCAGUAGUUCUUGAGUUAGCAUUAAAGCUUAUGAGAGAUCUUAUAAGGUACUUGAUUCUAUCAGCUUUGUAGAAUUAAGUUUAUUAUAUUUCCUUAACCACAGCUGUGAUUUUAUGCAUGCAUACUGAUUUUUGUGUUGUCAGAGUAAGCUUUUUUAAUCAGUCCUAAUUUUAUGGAUGUGUUAUUUUUAUCCUCCAGUCAUUUGCAUCGAAAUCUUGCCUUUUUGUAUUGUUUUGUCCCACUUGUUGGCAUUUACAGAAUUUAACAUAUUUUUUAUGGCAACCACACACAAGUUUAUAGCAGAAUACACUUGACAGGCAACCAUUAUUCUGUGUAAACAUUUUUCUGUAAAAAAAAUCCACACAAUGUCUCAGUUAUUUUAUUGAAUAUCACAAAGGAAGAUCUCUUUUGAUGAAAUCCAGCAGUCUCAUUGGAAUUUGACAGGAACAUUUCACUUAGAGCUCACUUAACACACAACACUUUAUGCUCAUAGUGACUUUUCUAGUUUUGAUGCCUAAAUGUGAAAUACACUGCAUCAUUUGCUGUUUUUAUUUUUUUAUUUUAACAUGUAAAAUUAUUUUGCCUUUGAAAAGUGAUCAUUUAAUUAAAAAAUAUUUCAUAAAAGACAUUAAAAAUGACAAGUGCUGCAAACAAAAGAAUAUUGCAGAAUAUGACUGUGUCAUGUUUAUGUUCUGUUCACAUUAUGUUACUAUACUCCAGUAUUGAUAAUGUGUUUGUUUAUUAUUUUUUUUCAGCACUUUAUGCACACUUGUUUAAACACAGUAUUGGUAUUCACUAUGUUUUGCUUAUAAUUAGUGCAUUAUUUCAUACAUAAGCAGUCGGUAUUUAGUAUCUACAAGAAUUCAUUCCAUUAAAACUGUUAUUAUAAAUGUAAACAAGCAUAAAUGAAAGUUUAAGUUAACAUAGCCUUUUUUCCUCAUUUAAAUACAUUCUCCAUUUUUUUGUGUUGGUGGUUAUUUUUUGGGCACCUGUUGUGGUAUGACAAGUGCUUUUAUGCCAGUGAUAUAAAGACAACUUUAUGCUGAGCAAACGUGCUUCCUAAAGUUGAUGCAAAGUGCAAGGACAAUGUCUCUAAAAGUAUUCUUAUGAAAUCUGGGGUGAAGUAAGCUUCGUCUGCAAUUUAAAGAUUAUAAAUAAAGUAAGUCCAAUUAUGACUGUUUUCUGAAUCCUUUUUCACAUUCAUAUGGCUGACAGAUAAGUCAUGGAGUAAAUAGCACUUAAAAUGGGAAUACUUUACGGGCCCAGUGUUAGAGGUGUGACAUGUCUAUAAUGCCUUGUCUUUGGUUUGUAUCUGCCAGUCAUCAACUUUCCGAACUCUGGUCAAUGAUUUUUUUUGAUGUCUAUAUGUUGAGGCAUCAUGCAGCAGGACAAUGGUCAGUCUUUGACUGCUAAUUUUUAACCAAAUAACAUUAUUUGAAACAUUCCCCGUUGUGAAAAAUAAACUGUGGUUGGAUAUGCGUUUUUUUGUAUUUUUGUGUUAUGCCAUUUUGCUGGCAGGCCUUUGUGAACAUAUCAACACCUUGAUAAACAUAUCAUUCCCCCAUUUUGGGACUUUUUUCCCUAGUCAUCACUUCUCCUGUUUAGUCAAGAAACGGUUUUGUGAUUGAGAAAAGUUCAGAGAAAUUUUGUGGUCAACAAAAUUUUAUGAAAUUAUUUUGUUUGUAUAUAUAUAUACACGCUUUGUAUAUACUUAUAAAAAAAAUUUAAAGUUGAAUAUAUGCACUUGUUGUUUUGAUCAUUUCUUAUAUAUGGUUGUCAUAAAAAGCUGUAUUUCAUAGUCUAUAGUAUUAAAUCUUUGUCAGUUUA
Molecule: messenger RNA, 2912 nt
Organism: Pomacea canaliculata
Lineage: Eukaryota; Metazoa; Mollusca; Gastropoda; Architaenioglossa; Ampullariidae
Product: clarin-1-like
Exons: 4
Coding region: 142-969 (275 amino acids)
Source: RefSeq, a predicted model, not a curated record